This is a messenger RNA of Zingiber officinale, 1074 nucleotides long. RefSeq lists its product as uncharacterized. The transcript is spliced from 4 exons. Lineage: Eukaryota; Viridiplantae; Streptophyta; Magnoliopsida; Zingiberales; Zingiberaceae. The coding region runs from base 1 to 1074 and encodes 357 amino acids. The record is from RefSeq and is a predicted model, not a curated record.
AUGGAGUGGGAUAAUGGUGAAGAAGAUGAUCAAAAUAUUGAUGAUUAUUAUGAUGAGCAUGAUGAUAGUUCGGAUCAAAGUUCGGAUGAUGAAGUUUUUAUAAACAGGAAUUGUGUACUUGGUUUUUGGAUGGUUUUGAAGGAUAUGAGAAAAUAUGUACAUAAAGGUUUGAUGGAGAGUAAUGAGCAAAAAGAUAAUGUUCGACGUGUUUUGUUGCACAAUCUUAUGACUUCUAGCGAUGCAUGCCAUAGCAUUCUUAGGGUGAAUUUAGCUGGUUUUAGGCGCUUGUGUGAAAUAUUAAAGCACAACAAUAGGGUAAAAGGCAAUAGGAAUUCAAGUGUUGAAGAAAAGCAACCAGAUGGAUCUGAAAUUCCUCCUCAUAUAGAGAGUAGCAACAGAUUCUAUCCUUACUUUAAGGAUUGUGUAGGUGCAUUAGAUGGAACUCAUAUACGUGUUAAGGUAUCUGAUGUAGAUGCACCUCAAUAUAGAGGAAGAAAGGAUUGGCCAACUACCAAUGUGUUGGCUGGAUGCUCCUUUGAUUUGAAGUUCACAUAUGUUCUAGCCGGAUGGGAAGGAACUGCCUCUGAUUCUCGAAUCAUAAAAAAUGCUCUAUCUAAACGUGAUAAAUUGAUAAUUCCUCAUGGUAAAUAUUAUUUAGUUGACUCUGGGUUUAUGUUGAAGAGAGACUUGAUUACCCCUUAUCGAGGAAUUCGUUAUCACUUGAAAGAAUAUUCGAGAUGUGACCCUACAAAUGCAAAAGAGUUAUUCAAUCUUCGACAUGCAACUCUUCGCGGUGCAAUCGAGAGAGCUUUUGGGGUUUUAAAAAAGAGAUUUCCAAUUAUUGCUAGUGGAACAGAGCCUUAUUAUGAAGUUGAUAUUCGUACCGAUAUUAUCUUAGCAUGUUGUAUUCUUCAUAAUUUUUUAAUGGGGGUGGAUCCAGAUGAGAGAUUAAUUAAUGAAGUGGAUCAUGAAUUGAGUGCAACUUCUAACAAUGAAGCAAGUCACAAUGAAAGACAAGACGAUGACUGGAGGCAAGGAAGCAUGGUUAGAGAUAACAUAGCUAAUGCUAUGUAG